Rotaria socialis is the source of this 2595-nucleotide messenger RNA. The record is from the annotation of a GenBank genome assembly. NCBI's taxonomy places the organism in Eukaryota, Metazoa, Rotifera, Eurotatoria, Philodinida, Philodinidae.
AUGUCUGAAGAAACAACAAAUUAUCUUUGGGCAGUACAAGAUAUACUGGGACAUGGCGCUACGUCAAGUGUAUAUAAAGCAUAUAAUAAAUCAACUGGUGAAUUAGUUGCUGCUAAAGUUUAUCAAGUUUCAUCGAGUGCUCGUACGCCUGGUGGUGAAAAAGAAAAUCGUAAUCGAGAUUAUCGCCCUAUAUUAGAUCAUGAAUUAGAUAUUCUUAAAUCAACUGAUCAUCCAAAUAUUGUUCGAUAUAUUGCAUUGGAACCCGUAGUUCCCUUAGAACCCUCGCGAGCACCAGCUGAUCGCGAAGCUCUUUUCAUUGAAUAUUGUAAUGGCGGAAGUUUAAAUAACGUCCUUGAAUUGCCUGAAAAUCGUUAUGGCUUAAUGGAAGAUGAGUUUAUGCUUGUUUUUAAACAAAUAACAAAUGCAUUAAAAUAUUUACAUACGAAAAAUACAAUUCAUCGUGAUAUUAAACCGGAUAAUAUAAUGCUUUCAAUUAAUAUCAAUGGUGAACGUACAUAUAAAUUAGCCGAUCUAGGCGUUGCUCGACUUAUUAAUGAAGGUGAAAAUGCGUUUACAACACUUGUUGGAACCGAAGAAUAUAUUCAUCCGGAUUUAUAUAGAGCUGCUGUACAUGAUAAUAAAACAAAUGCUCUACGAACAGCUUUACAAACUCGUGUGGAUUUUCCAUUUGAAGUUGACCUGUGGUCAUUGGGUGUUACACUUUAUCAGUGUGCAACUGGCGAACUACCAUUUCAACCAUUUGCCGGUACACGAAAAGAUCGAGCUGUGAUGAAACGCAUUUUAGAUACAAAACCGGCAGGAUGUAUUUCAGGCGUUGAAAAUAGUCCUGGUGGAGAUAUAAAAUGGUCAAAUUCUUUACCGGAAUCAUGUCGUUUGUCAAAAGAUUUAAAGAAAGAAUUAGAAAAUCUAUUACGACGCGUCAUGGAAUCUGAUAGAAAUAAAUUGAUGAGAUUUCGAGAAUUCUUUACAGAAACAGACCGAAUCUUUAAUUUAAUGCGUAUUUAUUAUUUAAAUUUAAAACGUUUUACAUUAACAUGUAGUUAUUUCGUACCAACACAAUCGAUAACUGAAUUAUUUGAUCAAUUACGAAGACAAAAUCGAGAUAACAAUGAUGAAGAAUAUUUUUGUCUUUUUCAAAAUAUGCCGUAUCCAAUAUCAAAAACAAAACCGAUGUCAAUAAAAACAUUUUGUGAACAAUUACCGAUCCCAACAUCACGCGAAACUCCACUUGUAUUUUAUACAUUUUCUCCAAUUGAUAUCAAAGAUUCGUAUUGUCCAACGGUUUUUAUACCUGAUGUUAAAUCUAUUCGACAAUAUAACGAUGUUGCUGCGGCAUACGAUUGGAGUAAUGAUAUGGUUGGAAAUUUCUUUUAUUUAAAAACUCAACUAAUUGAAUAUCAAAAUAUUUUAAAAACAGCUCAAUGCUCAACAACAAUAAUGCAACAACAGUUGAAAUCGAAUUUACUGGAAUUUCUUUGUUCGAUUCGUUCGAAACUUAUUGUUUUUCGUGCAAUUGAAGAAUUAAAAUAUAUUCUUGACCAAAUGGAUAUUAAUGCAAAUAGUCAGCCACCAGCAUCAAAUAACGUCUCAAUGAGUUCUAAUAAUGGUAGCACUGCAUCGGUAAAAAUUAUACAACCAGCAAAUGGAGAAGCGCCAUCUAUUGGAUUUUCACAUUUGUAUAAUAAUUCAACGUCAAGUGAAAGUAAUAGUUUAUCACCGGCAUCACCACGUCGUACAUCGACUGCAUCGCCUAUGCAACUGAUUCAACAGAGUAUACGUAUUUAUCUACGUUCAUAUCAUCAGCCAUAUGAACAAAUAAAAAAAUGCGAACAAGAUAUAUUGGAAAUAAUCGAAAAGCAAUUUAAUGGUAAACUGGGUAUGAUUGAUGAUCAACAACCAUUUGAUAAUACACUCUGGUCACCACAUUGUACAAAACCUUACUCAGCAUGGGUUCAACGCGCUGAUAAAUUUCUUAAAGAUCUGAAUGAUCUUAACGAUAGUUUUCGAAAAGACCGUUUGUUAAGUACAUACAAUCGUUUACAAAGCGAUUCACAUUUUCGUCGUCGAAAAAAUCUGGAACAACUUCACGAUCAAUACGUUCAUUUUAUCAAUGAAGAAUGUACCCCAAAUUUAGCGCAAGUCUAUAAUGAUUAUAACGAUUGGAUCUUGCUACGUUCGAAUCUCAUAAAAGAUUAUCGAUCGAUUGGAAUAUUCUAUGACAAACAAUGUGAUGAUAUAAUUCAUUAUGUUGAUUUACUCGAAGAUGUUCGGACAGUUGUUUAUAAAAAUAUUCGUGAAUUAGGUGGAACAGCUUCACCUAUGACAAUACCAAAUGACUUGCUUCAAGCUCCACUGUUAGGAGUUCGCAUGAAUUUAAGUCAAAGCAGAGAAGACGGAAGUACUCAUCAACAGCCAAUGGUAAUUGGCGAUGAAGACAAUAACGAUGAGAGCAGUAAAAAAUUUAUGGAUAAAGUACUUGGCACAACGAAGAAAACGAUUCACCACGCUGAAGAAGGUUUCCUUCGAUUAGAUACUGCUAUAAGACAAAUUCGUACGAAUAUACACAAAAAAUAA